AUGGAAAUGGCGGAAUUUUCUUGCAUUGUGCCAACUGUCUUAGACCUUCUUCCGCUAUGUCGAGCAAAAACUGACAUUGUGGAAUUUAAAGAUGCUUUUAAUUUGAUCAAACAAAUUUUUGACAGGCCUGGUACCCUAGAGCUACCCGCUGCUCGACUAGAAUUUAUAAUAGAACAAUAUGACUCCUGGAGAGAGAUUUGGAGAGAUGAAGAAGGGAGACCCGAUUUGGGAUUCGAAGCGUUUGCUACCUCUUUUCCGCUAGCCGGUAGAAAGGUCCUUGAUCAAGCAGCUUUGAUUGCUCUGGUAUUAUGCGAUACUCACGGUUUAGAAUUCAAGUAUGGUAUAAAGGCGAGCCAGGUUAUGAAACGUGAAGCCGAAGACCUCUAUAUAUUCCGGCUAGAGGAUGGAAUUCAACUUACUCCCGAGACGCAGGGGAAUUUUCUUGAAAGAUGUGCAGCUAAUCUAUCCUAUAUCAAACGAUGCAAGUUUAUGCUCAGGAAAAAAGGAUCUCCCUGGAUAGGCCUCAUUGAUCUUCUUAGAGGUUAUAUUGAGAUAAUUACCUCGAUUGGUCCCAAGUCAGACAUCGACCGACUGUUAAGAGGAGAGCUGGAUAUUGUUCGGAAGAUGCAACUUCCCCAACUUCAUCGACUCUCAGAAGCAGCAGAUUAUGAGAUGAGACAUUCCUAUCCUGAGAGUGAUUCUGUGAGACGAUAUCACGAGAUCAGUCUAGCUGCAAAAUUCAGAGCAGCUGUAAAAUUUGAGGCAUUAAAGAACACCUACAAGUUCACACUGUGUGACUUUCUUCUAGAUCCUUCUUAUGCAAUAUCGUCCCCUUGCUCGACCAUGGCACUUUUAUUCGACUAUCCUGUCCGGAAAGAGCACCGUAUUGUACUUAUUGAAUGGGCGGAUGAUUUAGGUACCGACCAAGAAUACUAUGCGCGCGCUAAAGCUCAUAUGCUUGAAUCACCAAAACCAGAUGUACUCCUACUUCCAGGAUGUUAUGGAAUUGUCGAGGACCCUAUUCGUCGUCGUUUCGGUCUAGUACUUGCCACACCGUCACACAUCCGUUAUAAUCAAGCCCAGAUCCGCCCCGCCGACGCGAUCUCCCCAAGCUGCAUGCCUUUUUCUCUGCGUGAGCUAUUAGAAAGACGCCAUUCUUUUUGCGUGUACAUUUUAGAUCUUGGCACGCGAAUUUCCCUCGCCAAAAAACUUAUCGCUGCUGUCCACGCAAUGCAUUGUGUUGGGUGGGUACAUGAAAACCUGCGCUCAUCCUGCAUUCUUUUCUUUCCUUCGCAAAAUCAAACCGGUCACCCACAUCCAAUCGACUAUGAUUGUCCAGUACUCCUUGGUCUUUGUGGACCACAUGAUGAGUAUUCAGAUGCUUACCGUCCUAACUCACAUGACCUAUAUUCAGAUGGCUCUGCGUCGGAGUCCGAUGUCUGGAUUGACUCUCAUAUUGAACGACGCGAUAUCCAACGACGAGAUCUUCAAAGGCGCGAGGUGCGUCCUUCCCCAAAGUCUAACUCAAACAACUAUUAUGCACAUCCCGACAAGCGCUGGAAUCCAGCUGUCAGAUAUAGUCGAGCUCAUGAUAUUUACAGCCUCGGCUGCUUACUUUUGGAGAUUGGACUUUGGGAGCCUCUUGAGCAGGUCACAGAUGUCUUGGAUCGAGAUUACGACAGAGUUAAGAGGGCACUCCAAGAGGCAACUUUAAGACUUGACGGGAUGACAGGAUCUAUCUAUGCCAAUGUUGUUCGUCGCUGCCUUGCCAUCAACACAGGUCAACGCACUGAAAAUGAAACACGCUUCUUGUGGAAAUUUUGUGCCGAUAUAGUAUCAACCCUUGAUGUUUGUGUAGUAUAA
Molecule: messenger RNA, 1863 nt
Organism: Blumeria graminis f. sp. triticale
Lineage: Eukaryota; Fungi; Ascomycota; Leotiomycetes; Helotiales; Erysiphaceae
Source: the annotation of a GenBank genome assembly